Saxophila tyrrhenica is the source of this 408-nucleotide messenger RNA. RefSeq lists its product as uncharacterized. Gene Ontology annotation, molecular function: methyltransferase activity. The record is from RefSeq and is a predicted model, not a curated record. Lineage: Eukaryota; Fungi; Ascomycota; Dothideomycetes; Mycosphaerellales; Extremaceae. Bases 1 to 408 code for a protein of 135 amino acids. The transcript is spliced from 3 exons.
AUGCCUUCCUUCGCUGUCGAUUCUCUGCGGAACCUCGCUGCACACCACAUACCCACCGACGAGGCCGAGAGGAAGGCACUCUACGAUGCUGCUCAGUCCUUGAUGUACAAGGUCGAAUCUGGUCAGGACACUGCGCAGAGACUAUACCAUGGUCAUCUGCCGCUGGCCACAGCGCAGACUGGCAUGGAUCUGAAUUUAUUCAGGUUCCUCGCUGAUCACUCCAACACUUCCUUCUCUACCAGAGAGCUGGCGAACAUCACCGGUUGCGAGCACUACCUACUGCUCCGCUUGUUGCGCUUUUAUGCCUCCCAUGGCAUGGUCCGGCAGGUGGAUAGCGAUACCUUCACCGCCUCCAACAUUACCCACAAUCUUGCUCUUCCUAGCACGGCAGCAGGUAUUAAGCACUAG